This is a messenger RNA of Cyclopterus lumpus (lumpfish), 4249 nucleotides long. It is a transcript of the gene lrig1, whose product is annotated as leucine-rich repeats and immunoglobulin-like domains 1. NCBI's taxonomy places the organism in Eukaryota, Metazoa, Chordata, Actinopteri, Perciformes, Cyclopteridae. The transcript is spliced from 18 exons. Gene Ontology annotation, molecular function: protein binding. The coding region runs from base 922 to 4083 and encodes 1053 amino acids. The record is from RefSeq and is a predicted model, not a curated record.
CCAACGUGGGACUUGCGGAGCGAUCACCCAGAGGGAGGAAAGAGAAGAAAAAAAAGGAAAAGUAACUCAAGAAAGGAAAAAAAGUCCUGGUGGUGGUCGAUCGGAAAGGAAGAGAGAAAGAGAGAGAGAGAGAAAGAGAGAGAGAGAGAGCGAGACCCUAUUUUUGCUAUGAGUCGGAUCGCUGAGGUUGUGUGACCACAGACUGCACCUGAUAAGCUGUCGGCUGGAACGGACUGCGCGUGUGUUUCAAAGUUGGAUUUUAUUUCGACCGCAGCCGCGACAGCGCCGGUGAGACCCGGGCUCGAGAGAUCCGACGCUGGAGUUUUUCGGGGGCACUAUUACCGGCGCGGCGGGUUGGGGGGUCUCAACUUUUUUUGCCCCUUCGUCAACUUCGCCGCGGGGCAUUUACUAGCGCCACCAGGAGCCACCGGGCGAACCGCUGCGCGAGGGAGCAACGGUUACAGUCCUUUUAACAUUGCGUGUGUGUUUCCCCGACAUGUCACCAGAAACAGUUAUCCGACCGAGAAAGUAGUUGUUUAAGCGUCGCAUGGACACACUGCUUCUACUUAAAGUGAAGUCCCGGGCGACAUACAAGUUCGCUGUAGCCUAGUGUGUUCUUUUAGCUGGUGGAUCUGUGGGUCACCUUUUUUUUUUUUUUUUUUUUAAGCCCGCGUCGGACUCCAGAGGAGAAAGUUGGACUGGGGGACUGUCCUCAAUGACUCUUAUUGGGAUGGGAAACGCUUCACUGCACCGCAGUUGUCGCUGCUAGCCUCGCUCUUCCACAAUAAGACUUAAUUAACGUGCUCCCGGGGGCCUAACGUGCCUCCGAAGCUACGUUAAUAUCCCGUUUUUUUGGUUGCGAGGAGAGAGAGAGAGAGAGAGAGAGAGCUCAGCGGCCGCGCUAUUAAAACUGGAUACAAAAUGGCGGCGUCCCUGGGACGAUUUGGAUAUGUUUCUCCUUGUGUUUUUUAUUUCAUUUUGUCGGCCGAACUGUUCGCCAGUUAUGGGUUGAGUUCCGGUGUGCCGUGUGCCCAGAACUGUACCUGCAGCGGGGACUCGGUGGACUGUAGCGGCCUGGAGCUGACGGCUACGCCUCUGGACCUGCCUGUCCGGACCGCUUCCUUAAACCUUGGCCACAACAAGCUGACCUCCAUCAAUGUCGAAGUGUUUGACUCCCUUCCCAACUUGAGAGAGCUGCGGCUUGAUCACAAUGAGCUGACCUCCAUACCAGAUUUAGGCCAGGCUGCUUCCAAGAUUGUGUCCCUCUACCUGCAUCAUAAUAAGAUCCGCAGUAUAGACGGCAGGCGGACCAGAGAGCUGGCUUCUGUGGAAACCCUGGAUCUGAGCAAUAAUGACAUCACCGAGCUACGAGGGCACUGCUUUCCUGCGGGCCUCCAAAUCCGAGACCUGUACCUGAGCAACAACAAGAUCAGCGUGUUGGAGCUCGGAGCUCUGGACCAUCUGGGCUCGACGCUCCAGGUCCUAAGACUGAGCCGAAACCGCAUCAGCCAGAUCCCCGUGAGAGCGUUCCAGCUCCCGAGGCUCGUCCAGCUUGAGCUGAACAGGAACCGCAUUCGUCAGGUGGAGGGUCUGACCUUCCAGGGUCUGUCCAGCCUGGAGGUGCUCAAGCUGCAAAGAAACAGCAUCACCAAACUGACUGACGGGGCCUUCUGGGACCUGGCCAAGAUGAAAAACCUUCACCUGGACUACAACAGCCUGUCGGAGGUGAACAGCGGCUCCCUGUACGGCCUGACCUCCCUUCAGCAGCUCUUCCUCAGCAACAACUAUAUCGCCCGCAUCAACCCUGACGGGUGGAAGUUCUGCCAGAAGCUGAGGGAACUGAAUCUGUCGUACAACAACUUGACUCGUCUGGAUGAAGGCAGUCUGGCUGUGCUGGGGGAUCUCCACUCUCUCCGUCUAGGCCACAACUCCAUCAGCCACAUCACAGAGGGAGCCUUCAGAGGCCUCAAGGCCGUGCGCGUCCUGGAGCUGGACCAUAAUGACAUCUCAGGCACAAUAGAGGACACCAACGGGGCCUUCUCUGGACUGGACAGCCUCAACAAGCUGACUCUGUUUGGAAACAAGAUCAAGUCGGUGGCCAAGAAAGCCUUCUCUGGCCUGGAAACACUGGAACACCUGAGCUUGGGAGAGAAUGCCAUUCGUUCCAUCCAGCCCGAUGCCUUCGGUAAAAUGAAGAACCUCAAAACCCUUCUCAUUCAGAGCAACAGCUUCCUGUGUGACUGCCAGCUCCACUGGCUGCCCGACUGGUUGGUGACACGCGGCCUGCAGGCCGGUGUCAAUGCCACCUGUGCCCACCCGGAGAGCCUGAAGGGCACGAGCAUCUUCCAGGCUGCGCCCACCAGCUUUGUGUGUGACGACCUUCCGAAGCCCCAAAUCACCGUGCAGCCGGAAACCUCCGUGACGGUCCUCGGCAGCGACGUGCGUCUCACCUGCACGGCCGCCAGCAGCAGCAGCUCCCCCAUGACCUUUGCGUGGCGCAAGGACCAGGAGCUGCUUCGCCAUGCAGAGACGGAGAACUAUGCCCACGUGCGCGCUCACCACCAAGGCGCGACGUCUGAUGUGCCGGGCACAGGCGGAGGCGUGAUGCAGUACACCACUAUCCUGCACCUGCGGCACGUCACCUUCGCCCACGAGGGCCGAUACCAGUGCAUCAUCACCAACCACUUCGGCUCCACCUACUCCAGCAAGGCGCGCCUCGUCGUCAAUGUCCUGCCGUCCUUCUUGAAGACUCCCAGGGACAGCACCAUCAGGACGGGCCACACGGCGAGGCUGGAGUGCGCCGCCGAGGGCCACCCGGUGCCGCAGAUCGCCUGGCAGAAGGACGGCGGCACGGACUUCCCCGCCGCCCGGGAGCGGCGAAUGCACGUCAUGCCCGACGACGACGUGUUCUUCAUCAUGGACGUCAAGCCGGAGGACAUGGGCGUGUACAGCUGCACCGCCAAAAACACAGCGGGCACCGUGUCCGCCAACGCCACCCUCACCGUGCUGGAAACACCCCACUUGGCCCAGGACCUGGAGGAUCGCAGCGUGGUGAUCGGGGACACGGUGGCCCUGCAGUGCAAGGCGCUGGGCAGCCCCCCGCCCCGCAUCACCUGGCUGCGCAACGACCUGCCGCUGCGCCCCUCCGACAGACACCACUUCACCCCGGGCAACCAGCUGCUCGUCAUCGGCUCGGCCUCGCUGGAGGACGCCGGCCGCUACACCUGCCUCAUGUCCAACACGCUGGGCACGGAGCGCGCUCACAGCCAGCUGGUGGUGAACCUGCGCCGCGGCCCCUGCACUCUGCCGGUGGGGCCGAGCACGGUCACCAUAGGGAUCAUCGUCAUCGCGGUGGUGACGAGCAUCGUGGUGACGUCGCUGGUGUGGGUGUGCAUCAUCUACCAGACCAGGAAGAAGAGCGAGGAGUGCAGCGUCACCAACACAGAUGAGACGAUAGUUCCUCCAGAUGUACCCAGCUACCUCUCCUCCCAGGGCACGCUGUCCGAGCGGCAGGAUGCGUGUAUCCUAGUGGAGGCCGGCGGUGGACCUCAGCCCAACGGACACAUCCCGGACCCCACAGGUUUCGACGGCGCAGUAGUGUGCACGGAUUGCAUGGAGAACGGCAGCAGCUACUCCAAAGAUUCGGACUACCUGACACACGGGUUCGGCCCCGCCGGAGGCUCGGAGUACCAGCAGUACUCGGUUCCCCCGCCUUACUCUCACUGCUAUCCGGGGGAGCUGCAUGACGCGGGGCCGCACUCAACCCCGCACUCAACCCCGCUCUGCAACGGGACGCCCAACGGGAUCCGGAAGGACGUUCAAGGCUCCGCGUGUCCGAAAAACCACAAUACGUUACAGCCGAACCAACAGGAUAGAAACGUGAGCAGGGCGGGACCAACGCCGGCGUGCCCCCCAUCACUUGAGGACUCCUUCCACAAGCCGGUGAAACUGUCCGGCGGGUCGGGCCGCGGAGGUCUCGACGGUGACUGCGAGUCUGACCUCAGGCAGACUCUGCUGUCCAACGGACACACCCUCAGAGUCUCUCAGAAUGAGAGCGCCCCCCUAAGGAGAACCAGCGACUAGCAGGCGCUCCUUCCAGCCCAAAAGCCGACUCGCAGUAGCUGAGCGGACUUUUCUUUUUCUUUUGCACUGGGAAAUAAACUCCUACCUCAUAUCGAGGCGAUUGAUCCUGAGCCUCCUGAACCUGGACUGAAAGGGAGCAGCGGGAGGAGUGAGAAGCAGGGGGCAU